Messenger RNA from Nilaparvata lugens (brown planthopper), 4060 nucleotides. Its product is annotated as regulation of nuclear pre-mRNA domain-containing protein 1B. The transcript is spliced from 7 exons. Gene Ontology annotation, molecular function: RNA polymerase II complex binding. Gene Ontology annotation, biological process: mRNA 3'-end processing. The coding region runs from base 170 to 1213 and encodes 347 amino acids. NCBI's taxonomy places the organism in Eukaryota, Metazoa, Arthropoda, Insecta, Hemiptera, Delphacidae. The record is from RefSeq and is a predicted model, not a curated record. Gene Ontology annotation, cellular component: RNA polymerase II, holoenzyme.
UGUCGAUGCUAUGUUGUGUCGAUGCUGUAGUUUGUCGAUGCUAUGAUAGGUAACCAAUUUGAUCUUUGAACAGAAACAGAACAGUUGAGCUGGUACGUCGGUAAUGUUGUACAAGUGAAUUUUGAUCAUUCUUUUUUUGGUUGAAGAGUAUCAAUCAUUAUUAAAUGAAAUGGCAGGUUUUACUGAAGGAAGCUUGAGUAAAAAACUUGAGGAUCUUAAUGCUUCUCAACAUAGCAUCCAAACAUUAUCUUUGUGGGUAAUACAUCAUCGAAAACAUUACCAAUUGAUUGUAAAAACAUGGAUGAAAGAGUUGCAGAAAGCUGAUGAAGGCCGACAAAUUACUCUGAUGUACCUUGCCAAUGACGUCAUACAAAACAGUAAGAAGAAAGGACCCGAAUAUGGCAAAGAAUUCGGUACUGUGAUGAAGCAAGCCUUCCAAAUAAUGGGUGGACCAAAACUUAGCGAAAAAACAAAGAAGAGUCUACUGAGACUUAUUUCCAUUUGGGAAGAACGCUCUGUCUAUGAUAGAAAACUGAUAGAAGAAUUGAAAUAUGCAUUCGAUCAUGGUAUGCCAGGAAACGCAACGUCGCCGCCACCACGCAAAAAGUCGAAAAUUGAUCGCGAAUCGCCAGCUGUUGUUGAUAAGAAGAAAGAAAGACUGAAAGAGAAGAGACGAACUCAGGAGGAAGAAGUAGAGGUGGAUGGAAUGAAGGAAGUGCACAUCACACUCUCGCCGAGAACCCCCGUGGGAGAUCCUCCCGAACCGGAGGAGCUCAUCAAAGCAUUAGUGGAUUUAGAAAAUUCAGCAUCCAGUGACGCAGCAGUUAGAGAACGAAUUGCGAGUCUACCUCCAGAAGUAUCCGAGAUUAAUCUUCUCACCAAAUUAGAUGAUAAGGCAGCUGCAGAAAGGCUGUCAAUUGAGGUGAAUGAGGCGGUGGCGCUGUUGACCGACUACAACUCGCGGCUGGCCAGCGAAAUGGACGACAGGAAGAAGGUGACGCAGAUGCUCAGGGACUUCAUCCAGGCUCAAAGAGAUCUACUGCAACAGGCUGAGCAGAGGCUAGACGACUACAAAGAGAAACUGUCUAAAGUGCUGCUAGUGCGGCAGGAGGUUAAGUCGCACCUACGCAAUCUGCCUGACCUGUCGCUGCCCACCGGCACCAACCCCCUCAAGCCCCUCCCCUCCGCCGGCGACCUAUUUAGUCUGCGCUGAGCUCACGGAGCCAGGGAAAACAAAUCUACAGGAAUUAGGAAAAAUCUUAAACUUCUAUUAGACAAGUAUAACUAGUAGAACAUCAUCUAUCAGCGAGAAUUUAGACGUUUUAGGAUUGGUUCAAGUCUGAUUAUCAUUUUAUUUGUAUAUAUUUAUAUUGUAAAGCAAUCACCUGAAUUUUAUGUUUCCUGCAAUGCCAGAAUUCAUAAAAUUUAAAUCUACAUAAUGUGCACAUGCACAUACGAUGAGGUGCAAAAAUAUAGAAAAUAUUACUAUACAUAUAAUCCUAUGUAGUUGCAACAUACAUAAUAUUUUAUUGAUAUAUGUACUUACAUUUGUGUUUGUAUAUCAUAUCAAUUUAUACAUAAUAUAUUCUCAAUUACUAUUCUACGUGACGUAUGCAAAAAUAUAAGUAUGCUUGUAUUUAAAAAAUAUUAUCACAGUAUGUUUUAGUUUUUAAUAAUUGUGUUUUUGGUUGGAAUUCAUUUUAUGCAGUCUUUUUUUUCAAAAUAAAACUGCUUGUUUUCAUAUUGAAAGUCUAUUUUUCAUGUAAAGCAAUAAACAACGUGAAUCCCUCAAGUUUUUUCACAAAGCCCAUGAUCUAUAGGGUCCGAGUUAAAAUUAAUAUUCUAAUAUAUUAUCAAGUAUUCUCAUUCUUAUGAAAGGAAGUUUUUAUAUUUUUUUAUAAAAUGAUCCCGGUAAUUCAUGUAUAUGGUUCAUUGAACCUCAGUUGGCUCAUUUUGAACCCAAAAUUCAAUUUAUCAAUGUAUCCUUAUGAAUUAUCUAUUGUGAUUAUACCUCAUUAUUUUACUAUUAAAGAAAUUUAUAAACACAAAUUAUGUAUCAAUUUAGAUAUUUUUAAAUACUUGGCCAGUCAAGAUUAAAUAAUUCCCAGUCUUUGAAUAAGGCUAUGGAACAUCCUAAAUAAAACUUCACUGGUUAUAUUUUUCAAAGUUUUCAGAUUCGUAUACUACCAAGCUAUCAAAAUAAAAAAGUUUUCCUCAGGAAUUUAUUUUUCCCAAUCAUUACUUUUAAGAUAUGAGCAUCUAAAAUUAAAUUUUUUGGGUCAGAUCGUUUCAAAUUCUAUAAGAAAUAAAUCCAAGAAAUUUUUAGGAUAAAUUCUUCAUGGUAUUGUUGAUUGAAUAGAACAAAAAUUUCCUGAAAAUGACGGUUUUUGAGAAAGCUAUUCUCGAUUUACAAAAAAUGACCAAAAAUAACUUUUAGUUGAAUUAUUUUUUAUCUUUUCUUUUUAAAUCGAAUAACAUUUUCAAAAAUUGAUAUUUUCAGUAAAAUUAAAUUUAUAAAUUUUUCUCUUACCGAAUUUCAAAUUGUCUGUCCACAAUUUUAAACUUGGCGCUCUUAUCUCGAAAAGUAAUGAUCGGAAUUUUUUUCCUGAGAAAACUUUUUUAUUCUGAUAGCUUGAUGGCUUUGUAUACGAAUUGACAAACUUAUCACCAGUAAAGAAUGUUUUAACCUGUUGCACAGCCUUAAGCAUGCUGUGAAGAGAGUCUGUGAUGUAAUUGUAAAGUGAUAUUAAAUGUAAAUUGAAUGUAUUGAGAGCUACAUUUGAAGUCACUCUGUUCCGUGAUUAGUAGUGACCCAAAGUGGUACUCCAACACAAUAUCAAUUGAUAAGUGUCAUACUUUUCUAAAAACAUGAACCCCUAUCAAUUUUCCUAGAACGUAUGGAAAUAAAUUUGCCUUGUCAAUAAUCAUUAUAUUAAUAUAAUCAAUUAUAUGUGGUUGCCAAUUUAUCAUUCAUACAAUAAUCGUUUUGAAAAUAAUGCUGACAUUGUGAAAAAGUCUGAAGUUUAUUGUAAUUUAAAUCAUUGUUUAAUCUUAAGCAUCACAAAUUAUGAUAUUGCUACAGUUCUAGUUACAGUAUAAGAUUUUAGUAUUAGGCUACUUGAAAAAAAAAUUAAUAAAUUGAUCUCUGAUUCCAGAAAGUUUUGAAAAGUAUUAAAGUAAAUACGAUAUUUAUAGAUUUGGACCUGAAAACACGAUAUAAAAGUUAUUGAAAAUUAUGCUUUUCAUGAAGCAUAUUAUUAUAGAAAUAUUCAAAAUACUCAUUAUUGAUUCAAUUCAGGUGCUAAUUACUUACUUAACACAAGCGCAGUAUGCUAAUGAGAGCCACCUUUAAAAAAAAUCCAGCACAACUCUUGCUGUCAUUUUCAUUCGUCAAAAGUAUUUUCUUGUGUAUCAAACAUGUAUUGUGAAAUCAGAUUAAAUAUUGUCUUGAAAUAAAAUUUUCAGAAUCAGGCUUCUUGCUGCGCUAGGUACCUAUUAUAAGCGUAGUUAUUCUAUUUUCCUCUUGAAAAAUUCAACUCUAUUAUUGUUCGCAUUCUUUAAGCAAAGUGAAUUGAUACCAAGGGUUUCUAAAGAUACCGUACAUCAUUUUGCGAAAAUGUUGAUAGAACUUGAUCUACAGAAGUUUUUUCGAAUGAAUAUUCAACAUAAUGUAUUCCCUGUCUACAUAUUUUUAUUAUUCUAUAGAAGAAUUCGCAUAUAAAAAUCAAAUGAAAAUGCGAAUCUUUUUCAUAUUUUAUAGCUUGAAAAUACAUUUUUGAAUAACAAAAUUAUAACACAAUGAUUUUUACAGUCUAGAUUCUAUAAAAUCUCUUCAAUUAUAGGGAUUAUUUCCAUUUGCACAAAAAUUUCCACCCUAUUUAAUGCCAUUAUGCUUAUCAUAAUCCUGCAUCAAUAGCUGUAAAUAGUUACCAAAAUAUUAAAAUUUAUGAAAAUGAUGAUAAUAAUGCUAAAUAUUAAGUAUUGUUACUAGUUCAUAUUCACUAGCAAUGUGUUUCGAAUGUUUAUAUGCCCAGUUGAAAUAUAUUUUUGAAAAAUCACA